AUGGCUUCUACCUGUAUGUAGAAUCCUCUAGAACCAUUGUCGGUGACACGGCCCGUGUGAUAUCCCCAACUGUCAACAGCUCACCUGCGGGACACUGCCUUCUCUUCUGGUACCACAUGUACGGAGAUAGCACGGGUAAUUUAACCGUGUCUUAUCUGACGAACAUGGGUCGUGAAGAGGUCUUGUGGAGUAUGACCGGUGACCAGGGCAACGAGUGGCGUUCACAACAUGUGAACAUUACGAGUACUGGUGGCUACAGUUUCAAUAUUAUCUUUGAAGCCACAGUGGCCGGAUUCAUGGGAGAUGUUGCCAUUGAUGAUAUCAGCAUUCAGAAUUCUUUGUGUGGGAGCUAG
Molecule: messenger RNA, 353 nt
Organism: Candidula unifasciata
Lineage: Eukaryota; Metazoa; Mollusca; Gastropoda; Stylommatophora; Geomitridae
Source: the annotation of a GenBank genome assembly